AUGUUAGAUCGUUUACGUACGAUUGUUUCAUCAAAACCAACACCACAAAAAGCACUUCAAGAAGAAGAUACAACUAAUGGAGAAGAACAAAGAGAAGAAUGGGAUCGACCGAUUGAAUUUAUACUUUCAUUAAUUGGUCUUGGAAAUGUAUGGAGAUAUCCUUACAUAGCAUUCAGAAAUGGUGGUGGUGCUUUUCUUAUACCAUAUUUUUGUGUCUAUUUUCUUAUUGGAACACCACUUUUUUUUCUUGAAUUAUCUCUUGGACAGUUUACUAGUCGUGGUGCAACAGCUGCUUUCAAAAUGUCACGAAUGUUUAAAGGAGUUGGUUGGGCAAUGGCAAUUAAUUCCUUUUUUGUUACAAUUUAUUAUAAUAUAAUUAUUGCGUGGUGUUUAUUUUAUUUUUUUGCUUCAUUUCGAAAAAAACUUCAAUGGAGUGAUUGUGGAAAUUGGUGGAAUACAGAACGCUGUUUAAAUGCAGAUGCAUCGGAUAAUUCAACAGCUCGUUUUCUUUGUCUUGCAACUGAUCGAUCAAGUAAUUGUACAUUACCGAUACUUCCACCUGAAGAAUAUUUCGAUCAUUAUGUCUUACGACGAAGUAAUUCGUUGGAAGAUAUGGGUACUCCACAUUGGGCCCUUACAUUAUGUUUCUUAUUAGCAUGGAUACUUGUUGCUGCUUGUAUUAUUCAAGGAAUUAAAUCAUCUGGCAAGGUCGUUUAUUUUACGUCAUUAUUUCCUUAUAUUGUCAUUUUUGCAUUGAUUAUACGUGGUGUAACUUUACCAGGUGCAGCAAGAGGAAUAUCGUUUUAUCUAAAACCAAAUUGGAGUAAAAUUGGAGAAUUUCAGGUUUGGAUUGCCGCUGCAUCACAAGUAACUUUCUCUCUGUCAGUAGCAUUUGGUUCCAUACUUGGUUAUGCCAGUUUUAAUAAAUUCAAAUCAAAUUAUCUUAGAGAUUGUAUGAUUGUCACUGGAUGCGAUUGUUUUACUUCGGUAUUUGCGGGAUUUGCUAUUUUUUCAAUUCUUGGUUUUAUGUCAUAUAAAACUGGUUUACCUAUUGAUCAAGUAGCUAAAGCUGGACCAGGUUUAGCUUUUAUUGCUUAUCCACAAGCGUUAUCAAUUAUGCCAGGCGGACCUUUCUGGGCAGUAAUAUUCUUUUUUAUGUUACUUACACUUGGACUCGAUUCUCAGUUUGCACUUUCGGAUGUAACAAUAUCUGGAUUAUUGGAUACAUUUCCUGGUCUUCGACGUUAUAAAACAUAUGUUAUUAUUGGAUAUUGUAGUGUUUGCUUUCUAGUAGCACUUCCAAUAUGUGCACCCGGUGGAAUUUAUUUAUUUACAUUAAUGAAUGAAUAUUCAGCGAAUUUAUCAGUCAUUGUUUGUGCAUUCUUCGAAUUUAUUAUUAUUUCUUAUGUCUAUGGUUUUAAUAAUUUUAUGGAAGAUAUUCGAAUGAUGUUAGGUAGAAGACCAUUUGAACCUUAUUGGUUUUUUACAUGGUGUAUAUCAGGUCCAAUUAUUACACUUGUUGUCUUCUUUUCAUCACUUAUGCAAUUUAGACCACCAACUGAAGGAAAUUAUGCUUAUUUAACAUAUGCAAAUGUUAUCGGAUGGCUUAUGGUUGUUGCAUCGGUUAUAUUUAUUCCUGCUGUUAUGAUUUAUGAAUUUAUUAAAGCAUGGAAAGCAACAAGAAACUAUCAAAAUGAAAUUUCAAAUGAUAUGCCACAUUAUUUACGGAUGUUAACAUAUGCAAGUCAACCACAGGAUGAAUGGGGACCAGCAAGAAAAGAAGAUCGACAUGGUCGAUAUGAAGUCCUAACUCCAAAAACAACGGAACCUAUUGAACAUAGAAAUAAAUUAGAUGAUAAAUCACGUAUAUUUAAUGGAAAUUUUAACAAUGCUUUUGAUUCUCAAUCUGACAUAUGUUCACGAUUGUAA
Messenger RNA from Adineta steineri, 1929 nucleotides. The record is from the annotation of a GenBank genome assembly. NCBI's taxonomy places the organism in Eukaryota, Metazoa, Rotifera, Eurotatoria, Adinetida, Adinetidae.